AUGCUAUCUAUUGUUGAAAGUAAACGUAAUAAACCAAUUUUAUUACUUGAUACUUUUCGCUGCAUACAAAACAAAAUUUUAAACACAACUGUUUAUUGGAAAUGUGAAAAUCGUUCAUGUCCUGGACGUCCUAUACAAUAUAGUUCCAAUCCAGCCAGCAUGAAGAAAUCACAUAAUCAUGAUGCUGAUGAAAUGAAAUGUAAAAAGGAAGAAUUUCCAAUGAAAUUAAAACUUCUCUAUAAUAAAUUUUUUUUUGAUAAACUUAUCUACGAAUAA
This is a messenger RNA of Rotaria sp. Silwood2, 276 nucleotides long. The record is from the annotation of a GenBank genome assembly. NCBI's taxonomy places the organism in Eukaryota, Metazoa, Rotifera, Eurotatoria, Philodinida, Philodinidae.